UCCUGUUCUCAUCCCAUUCCCCUUCAAACUCGUCGAACCAAUUCUCAGUUUCAUCUCACAGAGCUUCAAAUCACCAACGAAUGGAACUGGAGACGAAGACGACGAGGGCGAAAGUAGAAUAAACAGAUCAAACUGUUCAAUCUGUAGAGUAUGGGUGAAGAAUCGAGGAAGUGGGUCCUACUGGUGGCGUCGAUAUGGGUUCAGGCAUUCACAGGGACGAACUUCGACUUCUCGUCCUACUCGUCGGAUCUGAAAUCGGUGAUGGACAUAACUCAGCUUCAGCUCAAUUAUCUGGCGGUGGCUUCAGACAUGGGAAAGGUAUUCGGAUGGUGCUCUGGUCUGUGUUUGCUGUAUCUUCCUCUGUGGCUCGUCAUGUUCAUCUCUGCGUUUCUCGGUGUUGCUGGCUAUGGCCUUCAAUGGCUCGUCAUUCAGAGAAUCAUCUCUUUGCCUUAUGUUAUGGUGUUUCUUUCAUGCUUGGUCGCUGGUUGCAGUAUCUGCUGGUUCAACACAGUGUGCUACGUCUUAUGCAUAAAAAAUUUCCAAUCAAGUAUUCCUCUUGCACUCUCUAUAAGCAUCAGCUUCAAUGGUGUAACUGCAGCUCUAUACACUUUCAUUGUCAACUCAAUCAAUUCCAGCGAUGACACUCUCUACCUCUUGCUCAACGCCCUGGUUCCUUUACUAAUCUCCUUUGUCGCACUCGUUCCAAUCUUGAUUCUCCGGCAGCAACCGGCGCAUGCUCUUCCACCGUCUGACUCCAUUCUCCGCCACGACUUCCCAGUCUUCAUCAGCCUCUACAUCCUUUCUCUCAUCACAGGCAUGUACCUCCUUGUCCUUGAUACCAUGACUUCUAGCACAACCUGGGCACGUAUUAUCCUUGUAGGAGCUGUCUUUCUGCUUGUGAUUCCAUUGUUCGUUCCCAGGAUUGUGUAUAGCCGUUUCGUUUCCUUGAGCUGUUGUCUGCGAAACUCCAGCUUCGAUGAUGACGAUGAGAUUGAUAAAGGGCUGAUUGGUGGUGGUGGUGGUGGUGAUGAAGAUGAAGAUGAAAAGGAAAGUGUGGUUUUGAUGAGAGAGAAUAAACUUAAGUGUGGUUUUGUGAAGGAGAUGAUGGAGAGGGACAAGAUGAGAGUGAUUUAUGAAGAACAUUCAACGAGGUUGUUAUUGAGAAGGUUGGAUUUCUGGUUGUACUAUGUGGCAUAUCUGUGUGGAGCUACGAUUGGAUUGGUUUACAGUAACAACUUAGGGCAGAUUUCAGAGUCACUGGGAUUUAGUUCAGAGACUACUUCUAUGGUAUCGUUGUACUCCAUAUGUUCCUUCUUUGGUCGUCUUCUCGCUGCUGGCCCAGACUUCAUGAGCAACUGGAAGAUACACUUUCCAAGGACAGGAUGGUACACAAUAGCCCUGAUUCCAACACCAAUCGCAUUCGCUUUGCUUGCAGCAUCAUCUGGAAGCGAAGCAUCACUGAAAAUAAGCACAGGCAUGUUGGGUUUAAGUUCUGGCUUCGUCUUCUCUGAAGCAGUCUCCAUUACUUCUGAGCUCUUUGGGCCAAACAGUGCUCCUGUGAACCACAACAUCCUCAUCACCAACAUCCCUAUAGGAUCAUGUCUCUUUGGCCUUAUUGCGGCUUUGGUUUAUGACUCCAAUGCUGAUUCGUCGUCGAUGGCGACACGUGGCAUAAGCUGGUUGCUUGGCAUGUCGAUGUGCACUGGAAAGAAGUGUUACUUCCAAACUUUCAUAUGGUGGGGUUGUAUUUCCAUGGUGGGUUUGGUUUCAAGCUUGUUGCUCUUCUUGAGGACUAGGAUGGCUUAUGACAAUUUUGAAAGAAACAGAAAGAGACACAGAAAUAUGACACAGAACUGAUUAGUUUUAGAUAAUUAAUGUAGGAGGAUGUGAUCAUGUUUUUUAUUGAUGUCCACAAUUCCAAAAUAUUGGAUCAAAAACUGUGUCACGAGAUAUUUGAAUGUGUAAUGAUACGUAAAACGCCAUCGUUUAUAAGUUUGCAUUGUUAAUUAAAUUGAUUUUUGGAUCAAGAAA
Prosopis cineraria is the source of this 2031-nucleotide messenger RNA. RefSeq names its product protein NUCLEAR FUSION DEFECTIVE 4-like. Gene Ontology annotation, cellular component: membrane. NCBI's taxonomy places the organism in Eukaryota, Viridiplantae, Streptophyta, Magnoliopsida, Fabales, Fabaceae. The transcript is spliced from 4 exons. Bases 151 to 1857 code for a protein of 568 amino acids. The record is from RefSeq and is a predicted model, not a curated record.